AGUGAGCGGCGGAGACAGCGCCCAACCCGCUCCAGCCUGGAGCAGGAGCACCAGCGUGGCCUGUGGACCAGGCCCCUCACAGGCAACCACGGAGAAACCAGACUGGGCGACAUCUAGGAAAACGGAGGAAAGGAUCGGCGAACCGCUCCUCCAAUGGGAAGGGCUGUAUUUGCGGACCAAUAGGGCGCCGAGAAUGACACGCGUCCGCGGGCCUGCCAAGCCAAUCGGCUAGAAGCAGCGAGCGGCGGGCGGGGCUGGGGGGCCGCAGCCCAGUGGAGCAGCGCGGCAUGGCGGGCGGGGCCCGGGAGGUGCUCACGCUGCAGUUGGGACAUUUUGCCGGUUUCGUGGGCGCGCACUGGUGGAACCAGCAGGAUGCUGCCCUGGGCCGAGCGACAGAUGCUAAGGAGCCGCCGGGAGAGCUGUGCCCCGACGUCCUGUAUCGUACGGGCCGGACGCUGCACGGCCAGAAGACCUACACGCCGCGACUCAUCCUCAUGGAUCUGAAGGGUAGUUUGAGCUCCCUAAAAGAGGAAGGUGGACUCUACAAGGACAAACAGCUGGAUGCUACAAUAGCAUGGCAGGGGAAGCUUACCACACACACAGAGGAACUCGAUCCUUAUCUCCAGGACUUUCUGAGUGCAGAGGGAGUGCUGUGUAGUGAUGGUGUUUGGAGGGUCAAAUCCAUUCCCAAUGACAAAGGUCCCCCACCACUCACCACGUCUACAACUCCAACACCACUUAUCCCUACAGAGGGCAGCAUCAGGGUUUGGUCAGACUUCCUCAGAGUCCAUCUCCAUCCCCGGAGCAUCUGUAUGAUUCAGAAGUACAAUCACGAUGGGGAAGCAGGUCGGCUGGAGGCUUUUGGCCAAGGGGAAAGUGUCCUAAAGGAACCCAAGUACCAGGAAGAGCUGGAGGACAGGCUGCACUUCUACGUGGAGGAAUGUGACCACCUGCAGGCCACUCUGCCCUUCCACUGCAGUGCCAUCCUGGCUACAGCCCUGGACACAUUCACUGCUCCUUAUCGCCUGUGCUCCUCCCCAGUUUCCAUGGUUCAGCUGGCUGACAUGCUGAGCUUCUGUGGGAAAAAGGUGGUGACAGCAGGAGCAACCAUCCCUUUCCCCUUGGCUCCAGGCCAGUCCCUUCCUGACUCCCUGAUGCAGCUUGGAGGAGCCACCCCAUGGACCCCGCUGUCUGCAUGUGGUGACCUUUCUGGAACACGUUGCUUUGCCCAGUCAGUGGUGCUGAGGGGUAUAGACAGAGCCUGCCACACAAGUCAGCUCACCCCAGGGACUCCUCCACCCUCCUCCCUGCAGGCGUGUACCACUGGGGAGGAAGUGUUGGCCCAGUAUUUACAGCAGCAGCAGCCUAGAGUCAUGAGUUCUUCCCAUCUGCUGCUGACUCCCUGCAGGGUGGUUCCUCCUUACCCCCACCUCUUCUCAAGCUGCAGUCCGCCGGGUAUGGUUCCGGAUGGUUCCCUGAAGGGAGCGGCAGUGGAGAGCAUCCCAGUGUUUGGGGCACUGUGUUCCUCUUCGUCCCUGCACCGGACUCUGGAAGCCUUGGCCGGAGACCUCACCAAACUCGACGUGCGGCGCUGGGCCAGCUUCAUGGAUGCUGGAGUGGAGCACGAUGACGUAGCAGAGCGGCUGCAGGAGCUGCGAAGCCUGGCCCAGUGCUACCAGGACGGUGACUGACAGCCUCGUGGGCUCAAGUUCCCAGUGUGGGGGAGGCGCUAGCUUGCAAUAACAACGGCUGGAUGCAGGUGUCUUCGUGCAGAGGAGCUGUGUCGCAAGACUAGCUACACCAACAUACGUACUUAUUACAUUUAGAAACCCUGUGAUUAGACCACAGAACAAUAAAUAUGUGCCAUCAGACCAAGCAAAGGUAGAGAAAGGACCUGAGCUCCACUCGAUGCUAUUUACAGAGCACAUCCCUAAGGUUUUCAUAAAAGACCAUGAAGGAUGCCUAGGAUGGCACAGCCCCUGGGCCUGACUCCAACCUCCAGCCUUUGUCCUCGUCCUGGGCUCCUGCUGUCCAGCUUUGUAAACUGGGUGCAAGGGUUGUACAAGGAGAGUACAGCUCCCCUCCUCCCCGGUGUCAGGGCGCCUGUUGGGUUUGGUCCUGUGUAGAUGAUACCCAAGCAUUCCCAGAGUCUCAUUCAUCCAGCUCCUCUUCAGAUAGAAGGUCCCCAUGGUCAGACAGCUGGUCUGCAUUGCUGGUACUGGUCGCAUCAUCCUCAUCCUCAGAGCUGGCCUCACACGCAGUGUGGAAGAGCUGCAUGAGUUCUCGAAAACGGUGGGAAACCUGAGAGAGGAGGAGGGUGUAUUCACUGAGCCUGAGAAACAGGUUAACAUCUACGAAGCACU
Messenger RNA from Cebus imitator (Panamanian white-faced capuchin), 2363 nucleotides. RefSeq names its product misato mitochondrial distribution and morphology regulator 1 (gene MSTO1). Gene Ontology annotation, cellular component: cytoplasm. The record is from RefSeq and is a predicted model, not a curated record. Gene Ontology annotation, biological process: mitochondrion distribution. Lineage: Eukaryota; Metazoa; Chordata; Mammalia; Primates; Cebidae.